Diutina rugosa is the source of this 672-nucleotide messenger RNA. RefSeq lists its product as uncharacterized. Lineage: Eukaryota; Fungi; Ascomycota; Pichiomycetes; Serinales; Debaryomycetaceae. Bases 1 to 672 code for a protein of 223 amino acids. The record is from RefSeq and is a predicted model, not a curated record. The transcript has a single exon.
AUGUUCAACUUCUACAACCAGCAAAGAGACAUCGGCGACGCCGGUAACGUCAUCGGCUCCAUUGCCAACAACGCCGCUGACAUCGGCCUCACCAUCGCCCUGGGCGCCGUCGGCGCUUACCAGGAUGUCACCCUGGGCGCCGUCAACUUCGGCACCAACUUCGCCUCCCACGUCACCUCGGGCGCCAUCCAGUUCGCCUCUGACGCCAGAUCGGUGGCCACCAACGGCGCCUCCGACGUCAGAUCGCAAUUCGGCGGUGCCGCCGGCAGCGGUUCCGACAGCGCCGCCACCGAGACCGCGUCUACCGGCGACUCUGGCUCCGACUCUGCCAGCGCCUCGGCCACCGACAGCGCUUCCGACAAGGCCUCGUCGUCUGCCGACGCUUCCGACAGCGGUGCCUCCGACUCGUCGGCCUCGGCCACCUCGUCCGCUUCGGGAUCGAAGUCGUCGCUGGCCGCCGCUUCUUCCGGCAAGUCGCUGUCGGCGGCUUCCGCCUCUGACCGUGCCGCCGCUUCGGGCUCUGGUAGCCUGUCGCUGUCGCUGGCCAAGGCCUCGUCGCUGUCGUCGGGCAAGUCCGCCGGUGUCGCCCUCGACCCCUCGUCGCUGUGGAAGAAGGGCGCCUUGCUCGCCGGUAUCGUCGGUGCCUCGUUCUUGUUCAACAUCGUCGCCUGA